Messenger RNA from Talaromyces proteolyticus, 4266 nucleotides. RefSeq names its product putative multidrug resistance-associated protein. Gene Ontology annotation, molecular function: ATP binding; ATP hydrolysis activity; ABC-type transporter activity. Gene Ontology annotation, biological process: transmembrane transport. The transcript is spliced from 13 exons. Bases 1 to 4266 code for a protein of 1421 amino acids. Lineage: Eukaryota; Fungi; Ascomycota; Eurotiomycetes; Eurotiales; Trichocomaceae. Gene Ontology annotation, cellular component: membrane. The record is from RefSeq and is a predicted model, not a curated record.
AUGGCGAUAAGUCAAAACAUAGAAAAUUGCGACGACCAGUUUGGUCCUCGAGUCAAUAUAGCCUGUCGUUCUUUCGACUUCACACUCUUGUUCGAAGAUGCUUUCUUCAUUGCGCUGCCAGCAACGCUCUUUCUGCUACUGUUUCCGCUGCGCCUCCGAGCGCUUCGUCAAUCACCUGUAAAGGUCGAUUCGUAUCGACUGGCAACCUGGAAAUUGGGCGUACUGGCGGUGCUUUUCAUCUGCCAUUUAUUAUUUCUUGCAUUCAGCGUGAGAUCGUCUCGACUGUACACGAAACUCUCGCUCUCAUCAGAAAUUCUCAAUGUUAUUUCGGUCGCAGUUGCAAUAAUACACUCAUUGCUGGAGGACCAACGAUCGCUGUGUCCGUCAGAUCUGCUGGUUCUAUACUUCUCUGCAUUCACCAUUUUUUCAAUCCCCCGGUUACGUUCACUCUGGCUCAUUGAUGCCGAUCCUGGCCCUAAAAUUAUAUGGACCAUCAUUUUCACAACAAAUGUGCUCGCAGUUAUUAUUGAGUCGGUAAAUAAGACAAAUAUUCUACAACCUCAUUAUCAAAGCAGCACCCCAGAGCAAACUGCUGGCUUUUGGAGUCGGAGCUUUUUCAUUUGGGUGCUUCCGUUCUUCCAUACUGGCUACACAAAGCAUUUGCAGUUAACAGACAUCCCGAACAUAGAUAAAGACAUCGAAGAACAAUUGACUUUCACAUAUUUAGAUUCAGCAUGGAUUCGUACUCAUGGCCAGCAUCGCUUACUUCGUGCAGCCUUUGCUGCAUACCGAUGGUCUUUUUUGUCUGCAAUUCCACCACGUUUAGCAUUGUCUGCUUUUACAUUAUGCCAGCCCUUUCUAAUUGAUUCGACAGUCUCGAAUUUAAGCUCAUCAUCAGACGAGAACCAAAAGGUGUAUGGGCGGGCUCUUGUCGGCGGUUUCGUUCUUGUCUAUCUAGGUAUCGCAAUAUCCCGGGCAGUAUAUUGGCGUCAAACAUAUCGAAUGAUAGCCAAAAUACGGUCUGGUCUGACCGCCAAGAUAUACCGGCAUAUGAGCAUUCUUCCAGGACGUGACCUGAAAGAUUCGGAAGCUGUCACUCUGAUGGGAACAGAUGUGGAGCGAAUCGUUGAUUCUUUGACAUACGUUCACGAACUAUGGGCAUCCAUUGUCGAAGUUGGCAUCGCAACGUGGCUCUUGGUGCGCCAGGUUUCUUUUGCAUCUCUGAUGCCAUUGCUUGUUGGAAUUAUGUCUGUAAUAGGAGCAUCAUAUAUUGCCGCGCGUUUUGGCCCUGCCCAAAGAGCAUGGACAGAGCGCGUUCAGAAGAGAAUUGCUGUGACCAUCAACAUGCUAAGGCAUAUUGACUGUGUGAAGAUGCUUAACUUGUCCGGAGUACUUUCUGAAACAAUCGAGGAAUUGCGGUCCCUGGAACUUCGUACUUCUGAGAAAUUUCGCGCCCUGAGGAUAUUGGGAAUCCUAGUUUCAAAUACUCCCACAACCCUCGCCCCAUUCCUGACCUUUGCUGUUUAUGCCAUCAUAAUGGCUGUGAGGAAAGACGAGCCAUUGUUACUGGCACAGGCGUUUGCAUCACUAUCUUUGAUAAACCUGUUAACAGACCCAGUACUUCUCUUCUGUCAAUCACUGCCGUCGUUCUUUCAAGCAGUUUCCUGUUUUCGUCGGAUUGAAGAGUUUUGCUUGAAAGAGCCAGCGGCUUUAGCAUCUCAGGAAGCGGAAUUAGUAGAGUCUGGCCAUGAACUUACAAACUUGAGAAAUACAAAGUCACACGGAACGUUGAUAUCUUUUCAACAUGCUGACAUCGCCUGGUCUUCUGAUUCAACAGAACCGGUCUUACGGGAUCUAACAUUAACUAUCAAUGCAGGCUUCACUGCUAUAGUAGGACCUAUUGCUUCUGGAAAGUCCACCAUCUUAGAAAGCAUAAUCGGUGAAACGAUCGUGCUGCGAGGCUCCAUGCGAUCGAGUAUUUCCAGUGGAAUUGCAUUCUGUCCCCAGCCCUCUUGGCUUAUGAACACAACAAUACGACAAAAUAUCACUGGAGAUACAGAUAUAGUUGACCAGAAAUGGUAUGAAUUUUGCGUAUCUGUUUGUUGUUUGAAGCAUGAUCUGCAGCAAAUGCCUCGGGGAGAUCUUUCAAUGGCUGGAAGCAAUGGUUCGUCAUUGAGUGGAGGACAGCAGCAAAGAGUGGCACUAGCCCGAGCUGUUUAUUCCAGACAUCCGAUAGUCAUCUUAGACGAAGUCAUGAGCGGGUUGGAUCCUAUGACUACUAGUGACAUAAUAUCUGGGCUAUUCAGCCAGCAGGGGUAUUUUAGGAAGGCUGGAAUAACUGUUAUAAUUGUCACUCACAAUGAGCUCAUUCUUCCUCAUAUGGACACUAUAAUCGCCAUUAAAUCCGGCAGCGUUCUCUUUUCUGGCCCAUACAGCGACAUGGUAGGACGGCAACAAAACUUUGGUGGAUUAAAAGUCUCGUCUCUUGGCACAGAAAUUCUUCGUUCGGCUGUUCAGAGCGACUAUAAUCAAUCAUCAAAUAACGAGGUGAUAAGUAAACAAUCAACACCUAAUAGUCAGGCUGAAACUAGUCUUAGAGAGUCUGUCCCUCAAAAGCGAAAAGGAAACUGGUAUUCCUAUAUCUACUAUGCCCGCAGUGCCAGGUCCAUGAAUCUAUUUCUAUGGGCAUUCUUCACUCUUGUUGGUGCAGUUACCACGAGCUAUACAAAUAUAUGGAUCGAAAAAUGGACGGACGCAAAUCAAAAACAGCCCAAUAUACAGCUUGGUUUCUACCUAGGCAUUUAUACCAUGCUCGUUGUGUUGGCAAAUGUGAGCAUUCUCGGGGAAUGCUGGGUUUUCUUUAUAAAGGUCAUCAAUAACACGGCAUUGAAGAUGCAUUCCGACCUCCUGAAAGUGACGAUGAGAGCCCCAUUUCAAUUCUUUCAAAAGACAGAUGUUGGUUCAAUUAUAAAUAGGUAUCUAGGCUUGUCAUAUUCUUUAAUCAUCCUAUGCAUCCUCGGAAAAUACCUUACCGCCACCGUCCCCAUUCUCAUUGCAGUCCUAUUCCUUGUCCAAAGGUACUACUUACGCACCUCCCGACGACUCCGUUUAAUAGACAUCGAAGUUAAAGCUCCUCUUUACAACCUAUUUGUAAACCUCGACUGCGACUCAUUCUACUUAAAACACGGAGAAACAUUAAAUCAAGCACAGAGGCCGUUUUAUAUGCUGUUCUGCGUUCAGCAAUGGCUUCAGCUUGUCCUUGAUCUAGUUAUUGGUGCAUUAGCUGUUCUCCUCGUCGUGUUUGCAACCUCUGUUACUAGUAACGUCAGUGCUGGAAGUAUUGGCGUUGCGCUCGUUCUGAUUUUACAAUUUAAUUCGGUUCUUACUCAAACUAUUCAAGCUUGGACUAGGCUGGAGACUACAAUUGGUGCAGUGACUCGCGUUCAGGAGUUUAUUUAUGAGACGCCAUCGGAUCCAACUUGCCCUCAUGACCCGUCAUUGAAUUGGCCAGAAAAGGGAGGGAUUCGUUUUCAUCAUGUCACUGCUUGCCAUGAUCCUGAUACCCCGCCAAUCCUACAAGAUGUGAACUUAACAGUUAACCCUCGAGAGAAAAUUGCUCUCUGUGGUUCCACAGGAAGCGGCAAAACAUCAUUAAUCAUGACACUCCUACGCAUGAUGGACGUGGUCGAAGGACAGAUAACCAUAGACGAAAUGGAUAUAUCCCUCUUUCAAGGCGAGCAAGUCCGCUCUCGCAUCAACGUCAUUUCUCAACAACCAUUCUUCCUUCGCGGCACACUCAAAUUCAAUCUAGACCCGCGAAACCUGGCUAGCAACGAAGCUAUCGAGACGGCACUUCGCAGAGUCGGUCUAUGGGAGAAACUCGUUACCCCCGGUACGCAACAGUUUACCAUUGACCAUACUGAAAGUAGGCGCGUAAUCGAUCAAGAGUUCAUUUCGACAGAAUGGUCUCACGGUGAAAGACAACUUUUCUGUCUGGCAAGAGCCUUGCUCAAAUCAGAUUGCAGAAUACUGAUUCUCGACGAGGCUACGAGUGGUGUUGAUGCGCGAACUGAGGCUAUUAUGCAAGAGAUAAUUGAUACUGAGUUCCGUGAUUGGACUGUGAUAUCGGUCCUGCAUCGGUUUACAUAUAUUACAAGUUUUGAUAAAGUUGCUGUUUUGAGACGAGGUAAGCUUGUGGAGUGCGAUAGUCCACAGGUCUUGCUUGGAAGAGAGUCGGCUUUCGGAGCAUUGUAUCAUGGAGUAUAG